Molecule: messenger RNA, 939 nt
Organism: Penicillium bovifimosum
Lineage: Eukaryota; Fungi; Ascomycota; Eurotiomycetes; Eurotiales; Aspergillaceae
Product: Enoyl-CoA hydratase AKT3-1
Exons: 4
Coding region: 1-939 (312 amino acids)
Source: RefSeq, a predicted model, not a curated record
AUGGCCCCAGCAGCAGUAUCUGUGAAUAUUCCCAACUCCUACGAGGAGCUCAACCUCACUCAUGUGAAAAUUUCCCAUCAUCCAGCAGGGAGUUCGACAGCCACGCCAGUCGUGAUAGUUACGUUGAAUCGCCCGGAAAAGAACAAUGCAUUCACCCCCCAGAUGGCUGAUAGCUUGGAGUUGGCCUUUCGGACAUUUCAUCUGGACUCUCGUGUGAAAGUGGUAGUCUUGACCGGCGCUGGACGAAUGUUCUGUGCUGGAUCGGAUUUGGAGAUUGGGUUUGGGGAUGGGACAGGCAGAGCAGUGGAUUUCCGGGAUAUCGGAGGUCGAGUGACGUUGGCUAUGCAUCGGUGCCACAAGCCCACCGUAGUCGCCCUUCAAGGCUCUGCUGUAGGCGUUGGGAUGACGAUGACACUGCCCGCGGCUAUUCGGAUCUGCCAUGAGAAAAGCAAAUAUGGGUUCGUCUUCACCAGACGCGGCCUCACCAUCGAAUCCUGCGCAUCUUAUUUCCUUCCUCGUCUCAUUGGGCUAUCCCGCGCCAUGUCACUGAUCACAACCGGAAGCGUUUUCCCGGGCUCUUCUAAAUACUUUGGCGACUUGUUCACGGAGGUUUUGCCAGAAGCAGGCCAAGUUCUACCCCGAGCCUUAGAACUUGCACAAGAUAUGGCGGAUAAUGCUAGCACAUUGGCAUCCGCAAUGAGUCGGGCAUUGAUGUGGGAGGGUCCUACAUCGCCCGAAGCAGCACAUCUACUGGAAUCGCGCAUUUUCCAUCAUAUGACAGGCCAAAGUGACUAUAAAGAAGGAGUGAACUCCUUCCUGGAGAAGCGCCAGGCCAACUUCCAGUCCGAUCCUUAUGAGAAGAGCCCUCAGAACUACCCGUGGUGGUCUGAGGUUGAUAUCAAGCUGGUACCCCUGGCUUCGAAAGAGUCCAAACUUUGA